Molecule: messenger RNA, 500 nt
Organism: Triplophysa rosa
Lineage: Eukaryota; Metazoa; Chordata; Actinopteri; Cypriniformes; Nemacheilidae
Gene: uqcrh
Product: cytochrome b-c1 complex subunit 6, mitochondrial
Exons: 4
Coding region: 90-362 (90 amino acids)
Biological process (GO): mitochondrial electron transport, ubiquinol to cytochrome c
Source: RefSeq, a predicted model, not a curated record
ACAUCUUUAACAAUUCCAACUUCCGGAAAGUGUCACGCUGUCCUCCAUCGGCGCAUAGAGGGUCAUAUCUAGAAAACUCAGUUGAAAUCAUGGUUUUUGAAGACAAAAUGAUCACAAACGGAGAGCCAGAAGAGGAGGAAGAGGAAGAGGAGGAAGAAGACAUGGUGGACCCACUCGAGACAGUGAGGCAGAAGUGCGAGGAGACAGACCAUUGUGUUCACGCUCGUGAGCGUCUGGAGGCCUGUGAGACACGGGUGGGCUCACGUUCAGAGACGACGGAAGAUUGUACAGAGGAACUGUUUGAUUUCCUGCACGCUCGUGACCACUGUGUGGCCCACAAAGUUUUUCAAUCAAUCAAAUAAAUGAAAUGCUGUUUAUGGAUGGAUAUUCGUUUAUAAAAACAGUGCUUUUAUUUAUAGACAAAAUUCAACAAUUCACUGUAACCAACAGGUCUUCAAGUUGUCUGUGCAUCCAGAUUGUGAAUAAAAUGUUAGUAAAUC